Molecule: messenger RNA, 1962 nt
Organism: Danaus chrysippus (African queen)
Lineage: Eukaryota; Metazoa; Arthropoda; Insecta; Lepidoptera; Nymphalidae
Source: the annotation of a GenBank genome assembly
AUGAAAAGGACUAGAAAUGAUGCAGUUAAAGCAGCCGUUACUUCCUACUUAGAGCGAAGGAAUUAUCCAGACAUUGAUUUCUUUAAUCACAAUAAUUGUACUAGUCGCAGUGCUGAAGAAAUGGCAGUGGCUACAAUUGUACAAUGUGAAGCUAGCCGUGCCAAUUCUAUUAUGUUCUCUCUUAUUAAUAAUGACCCCGGAAAUUAUGACGCUCAGUACACAAAACUGGUUAAUUUUAUAAAGGAAAUCAAUAUUGAAAAGGUUAAAAAUGAAUUACUCGGUUUGCUUACACCAUUGUUAUGCCACUUAUAUUUGGAAAUGCUGCGCGGUGGACAUGGGGGUGCUGCUCAAAUGUUUCUUAAGAGACACUCUGCCACAUUACCACAAAAGGAGUUAUCAUACCACCAACCAAUAGACGGCAAUCUUCCAUCAGCACUCUACCGACCAAACAGCCUCGAGCAAUUGUUCAAUUCUCUACAAAAUGGUACAAUAGAUAAUGAGACUCCAGAGAAAGACUAUAUGAAUCAGCUCUUAGAUGACAUCGGAACUAUAUAUACCUUGCAAGAGGUUGAAUCUCGACCUUCAAUAGCUGCUUUCAGGUCCUGUAAAUAUGACAUAUAUCUAUCACAAGACUCUCUAAACCUUCUGAAGACUUUUUUGGCUAGACAUGGACAUGUUUUAAUCAUACAAGUUUUACAGACAUGGUUCCAUAUUGAUAUUAAUAAUGACAAUAAGAAAACUUCUGAAGACGAUGAUGACGAACACAAUGAAGAAGAAAAUCAUAUGAAUGCUGCAAAUUGUGAUGAAAAACUAAAUGAUAAAAAUGAUGUGUUUUCCAAAUGUAAUGGUCAUACAGAACAUCAAUCUGUAGACAAAGAAUUGAAAGAUCUGCAAGACGCUAUAAAAGGUGUUAGAGAAACAAUUGCGCCACUCAAACUUUACAAAAUUGCCACUCCUGAUAGCCAUCUGAUAUGCGGUAAAACAGACCAAUAUUGUAAUGUGUUAUGUGGAGGAUUUGAAAACUCAGAAAUAAGACUUUGGGAUCUUGGACAGAAUAAUGUUAAGAAAAAGAUUAACAGAAACAUAUCGGAAGUGGAAAUUGCUUGUUGUAUACCAGCCGAACCUGAAACUUCAUUAGACAAUACCUUCCAAAUAGGAACAGGUUUACCACUUAGGGGUCACUCUGGUCCAAUUCAAGCUGUAAGUAUUUUAGCUCAAGAGCAACUAGUGUUGUCGGCAUCUCAUGAUAAUACUAUGAGGGCAUGGAGAUUGUCAGAUUAUUCAUGUGCUUCUAUAUACCGAGGACACAAUUAUCCAAUAUGGUGUAUGGAUGUAUCUAAAAAUGGUUUAUUUAUUGUAACCGGAUCUCAUGAUAGAACUGCAAAAUUAUGGUCAUUGGAUCGCACAUUUCCUGUUAGGAUUUUUGUGGGGCAUUUAUCUGAUGUUACUUGCGUCAAAUUUCAUCCCAACGAGGCGUACCUGGCGUCGGGAGGUGCGGAUCGAACUGUUCGUAUGUGGAGUGUAUGUGAUGCGAGACUUGUUCGUGUAUUGUGUGGACAUCGAGCCCCACCACGAGCACUCGCUUUCUCACCAUCAGGGAAACAUUUGGCUAGUGCAGGUGAUGAUAAAAAAAUUAAAGUAUGGGAUCUAGCAGCUUGCAACUGUAUCCAUGAAUACAGAGGGCAUCAUAGUAAAGUAACAUCAUUAGAUUGGUCAGCAGUCGGAAAGGCAAGUUUAACUAACAGAAUAUCAUCAGAUCCUAAUGACACAAAUGUGGAUAAUUCAAUACUAUGCUCCGCUGGUAUGGAUGGCAUAGUAAAGGUUUUUUAUGACAGCUACUCAAAAAAUAAACAAAUGCCCAGUCAAGAUGUCACAAACUCCACAUAUAAUACAAAAUGUUCAUAUCUCGUAGAUGUUCAAGUACAUCCAGAUUGGAUGGUAGCUAUUGGAGCAAAAAGAUAA